Molecule: messenger RNA, 3660 nt
Organism: Capsella rubella
Lineage: Eukaryota; Viridiplantae; Streptophyta; Magnoliopsida; Brassicales; Brassicaceae
Exons: 5
Coding region: 1-3660 (1219 amino acids)
Molecular function (GO): nucleic acid binding
Source: RefSeq, a predicted model, not a curated record
AUGAAAAACAUGCUUCAGCAACUCUUACAUGGACAAGCAAGUGGCUCCAUGGACAAUGCUAAGAAGUUUGCUGAGCUGACUCAGAGAUUGGACUGCUCAUACAAUGAUCUGAACAUGAAGAUUGAGACUCUGAAUUCCAAGAUCAAGUAUAUGGAGGGUAAAACUGCUUCUACUUCUGCCCCAAAGCCGGGCCAACUCCCAGGAAAAGCUGUUCAGAAUCCUAAGGAGUUUGCUCAUGCCAUCACGCUGAGGAGCGGUAAAAAUUUGCCUCCCAGACAAGGACCUGUUGUAGUCACUGAGGACAGUGAAGACUUGGAAGGGGAGGAUGUAUGUCAGAAUGAAGAUCCGGUUGUUCCUUUGAAAGAAUCAGAAGUCGUACCUGAAGAAGCUCCUCAACCUGCUGAGAAACAUGCUGAAACACCUGCAGCAUCCAAGGAUAAGCCUGCGAGAUACGUUCCCCCACCAUACAAACCACCUCUACCAUUUCCAGGACGAUUCAAAAAGCAGCAAGCUGAGAAGUAUAAGGCUUUAUUUGAAAAGCAAGUGAGAGAGAUUGAGUUGAGAAUGCCAUUGCUGGAUGCAUUCGCACUUGUCCCUCCUUAUCAGAAGUUCCUCAAAGAUUUGGUUAUGGAGAGAACAAAAGAAGUCCAGGGCAUAUGCCUAUGUGAUUUUGGAGCUUCUGUGAGUCUGAUGCCGUUGUCUGUGGCUAAGCGUUUAGGAUUCACAAGAUACAAGGCAUGCAACAUAUCUCUCAUUCUAGCUGACAGAUCAGUGAGGCUCCCGCAUGGACUCUUGGAAGACUUACCAAUAAGGAUUGGUGUUGUUGAGGUCCCUACAGAUUUUGUUGUUUUGGAAAUGGAUGAAGAGCCUAAGGAUUCCCUGAUUCUUGGAAGACCAUUCCUAGCCACUGCUGGAGCUAUCAUUGAUGUUAAGAAGGGAAAGAUAGACUUAUGCUUGGGAGAAGACUUCAAGAUGACAUUUGACAUCAAAGAGUCUAUGAAGAAACCAACAAUCAAUGAACUUGCUGAGGAGGAUCAUCUCAAGACAGCCUUGACAAAGAGUGGAUCAGAUGGAUUUCUUCAUGCUGAGACCAAGGUCUACGAAACGUUACUGGAUACCUACAAGGCAACUGAUGAUUCAGAACGUUUUGAGGAAUUGGAUAAGUCUGUCAAGGAGGUAUGCACAGUAGAGGAGGAAGUCAGUGGCAGCCCGAUGACUCACCAUGCUGUUGACCCUGUCAAUGCGGCUGAUGAUGACUGGUCAGAGUUAAAAGCUCCCAAGGAUGAGCUCAAACCGCUACCCUCAGGACUGAGAUAUGUAUUCCUUGGAUCCAACUCUACUUAUCCUGUCAUUGUGAAUGCUACCUUGAGUAAUGAGGAAUUAGAGUUGCUAGUUACUGAGCUUAGAAAAUAUAGAAGGGCCAUAGGUUAUUCCUUAGAUGAUAUCAAGGGGAUCUCACCUAGUCUCUGCAUGCAUAGGAUUAAUCUGGAAAAUGAAUCAUACUCUAGUAUUGAACCUCAAAGGAGAUUAAAUCCUAACCUUAAGGAAGUUGUGAAAAAAGAAAUUCUUAAACUGUUGAAUGCUGGGGUUAUCUAUCCUAUCUCUGAUAGUACUUGGGUAUCCCCAGUGCAUUGCGUACCUAAGAAAGGAGGGAUUACAGUGAUAAAAAAUGAAAAAGAUGAAUUGAUCCCCACUAGGACUAUCACUGGCCAUAGGAUGUGCAUUGAUUACAGAAAACUGAAUGCUGCAUCUAGGAAAGAUCAUUUUCCUCUUCCUUUCAUUGAUCAAAUGUUAGAGCGAUUAGCCAAUCAUCCCUACUACUGUUUCCUUGAUGGGUAUAGCGGAUUUUUCCAAAUCCCUAUCCACCCAAAUGAUCAGGAAAAGACUACGUUCACUUGUCCAUAUGGCACAUUUACCUACAGACGCAUUCCUUUUGGUUUGUGUAAUGCACCUGCAACAUUUCAGAGGUGUAUGACCUCUAUAUUCUCGGAUUUGAUAGAGGAGAUGGUGGAGGUGUUCAUGGAUGAUUUUUCCGUGUAUGGCUCCUCCUUCUCCUCAUGUUUGUUGAAUCUCUGCAGGGUAUUAGCAAGAUGUGAGGAGACAAGCCUAGUGCUCAACUGGGAGAAGUGCCACUUCAUGGUGAACGAAGGGAUAGUGUUGGGACACAAGGUAUCAGAGAAAGGGAUUGAGGUUGAUAAGGCGAAGAUUGAGGUCAUGGUGCAGUUGCAGCCUCCCAAGUCAGUCAAGGAUAUAAGGAGUUUCCUUGGGCAUGCUGGUUUUUACAGAAGAUUCAUCAAGGACUUCUCAAAGAUUGCACGACCCCUUACAAGACAGUUGUGCAAUGAGGUCGAGUUUGCCGUUGAUGAGAGCUGUCUGGAAGCUUUCAACAAGAUCAAGGAAGCGUUAGUCUCAGCACCAAUAGUCCAAGCUCCAAACUGGGAUCAUCCUUUCGAGAUAAUGUGUGAUGCCUCAGAUUAUGCAGUAGGGGCUGUGUUGGGACAGCGCAUAGAGAAGAAAUUGCAUGUCAUCUAUUAUGCGAGCAGAACCCUUGAUGAGACACAUGGAAGGUAUGCAACAACAGAGAAAGAGCUCUUGGCUGUAGUCUUUGCGUUUGAGAAAUUCAGAAGUUACUUGGUAGGAUCAAAAGUUGUAGUCUACACAGACCAUGCUGCGCUUAGGCAUAUAUACUUCAAGAAAGAUACCAAGCCGAGACUGCUGAGAUGGAUACUUCUACUCCAGGAGUUUGAUAUGGAGAUUGUUGAUAAGAAGGGGAUAGAGAACGGCGUUGCUGAUCACCUGUCUAGAAUGAGAAUAGAAGAUCCAAUCCUUAUUGAUGACUCUAUGCCUGAAGAACAUCUUAUGAUUAGUAUGCCCUGGUAUGCGGAUGUGGUUAACUACAAAGUCUGUGGAGAGAUUCCUGCAGACAUGGAUCCUUAUAGGAAAAAGAAGUUUUUCAGAGAUGUCAACCACUACUUCUGGGAUGAACCUUACUUGUACAAGAGAGGUUCAGACGGGCUGUUUAGGAGAUGCAUAGCAGAAGGAGAAACAUGUGGACAAGUUGAGGUCUCCAACAAGCAGAUAAAAGGAAUCUUGUCAAGAGUUGUUGGGGCUUCGAAGAGAGAUUGGUCUACCAAGUUGGAUGACACUCUAUGGGCGUAUAGGACAGCUUUCAAGACACCAAUAGGAAGGACACCUUUUCAGCUGGUGUAUGGUAAAGCAUGUCAUCUCCCUGUGGAGAUUGAGUAUAAGGCACUUUGGGCUAUCAAGUUUCUGAACUUGGACAUCGAUGCAGCCCAGGCAAAGAGAGUUCUUGACAUCCAUGAACUUGAGGAAAUCAGACUUGAUGCCUUCGAGAGUUCCAAAAUCUAUAAGGAGAGAACCAAGGCUUUUCAUGAUAAGAAGAUUGUCGUUAAGGAGCUUAAGGCUGGAGAUCACGUCUUGCUGUUCAAUUCCAGACUGAAACUGUUUCCUGGAAAGCUCAAGUCUAGAUGGUCUGGACCAUUUGAAAUCAAAGAUGUUUUGCCAUUUGGUGCGAUCACUAUCCUGAACAAGGAUGGCAGCGCGUUCACUGUUAACGGUCAACGUGUCAAGCGUUACCUAGCUGAUCAAGAGACACCAGAGGGGUCCUCCAUGCCUCUCUAUGAGCCUCCCAGAGCCUAA